GCGCGGCCCCGGCCCGGCCCAGCCCGGCCCCACCGCUCCUGGGGAGGGGGGCGCCCCCCACCGGUCCGGCCCGGGGGCGGGGACGCGGCUGCCGAGGAUGGGGAAAUCCAACAGCAAGUUGAAGCCCGAAGUUGUGGAGGAGCUGACCAGGAAAACGUACUUUACGGAGAAGGAGGUGCAGCAGUGGUACAAGGGUUUCAUCAAGGACUGUCCCAGCGGGCAGCUGGAUGCUGCGGGCUUCCAGAAGAUCUACAAGCAGUUCUUCCCCUUCGGUGACCCCACCAAGUUCGCCACGUUCGUCUUCAACGUCUUCGAUGAGAACAAGGACGGGCGGAUCGAGUUCUCCGAGUUCAUCCAGGCGCUGUCGGUGACCUCUCGGGGAACCCUGGAUGAGAAGCUGCGGUGGGCUUUCAAGCUCUACGACUUGGACAACGACGGCUACAUCACCAGGAACGAGAUGCUGGAUAUCGUGGACGCCAUCUACCAGAUGGUGGGGAACACGGUGGAGCUGCCUGAGGAGGAGAACACGCCCGAGAAGAGGGUGGACCGGAUCUUUGCCAUGAUGGACAAGAAUGCGGACGGGAAGCUGACACUGCAGGAGUUCCAGGAAGGCUCCAAGGCUGACCCCUCCAUCGUGCAGGCGCUGUCCCUGUAUGACGGGCUGGUAUAGUCCAGGGCCCAGAGCUGGGACGCCGGGGAACACCUCGCCUCUCCCGUGCCGUGAGGCCUCUGCGGCCCGACGCCACCCCUGUGCCCGCCCGGCCGUCCGCAUCCACGCCCCGCCGGCCGCCCCUGGCCCACGAGGCCCGGCUCUCCUGACCCUGGCCCGCGCCUGCCCACCACCUGACGUCACCAGCUCCAGCCGCCGACCGCCUCCGCUCAGCCGAACCAGAAAAGGCUGCAGCCCUCUGCAGAACCCAGGACUCUGCUCGGGGUGCUGCGGCCUCUCCUCCCUCCUGCUGGCCUGUGUGCGCUUUGGUGUUUUUUUUUUUUUAUUUCAAAUGGACAUUUUAAAAAGAAACAAAACAAAACAAAACAAAACUACCUGCCGUUGUAGAAGACACUGAGGAUUUGCAGACGGCCCGGGCGGAACGUGGAGAACCUGCUGGGCCUCUCUCUCCCGGCCCGUCCCCCGAGAGGCUGGGAUGGUCGCUGGUGACGCCCGUUAUUUUUUGUGAUAGCAGUAUUGUGCUUUUGUGGGGAAAGUGAGGGCUUUUUUUUAACCGUCGUAUAUAACUGACACCCUUUAUUUAUUGGUUGUUAACGUUGCUGCUGCCCGGGCCGAUGUUCACGUGUCCACGCCUCGCUCGCCUGGCGGAGUUCAGCCAAAAAACAUUUCUUCUCUUCUUUUCAGAUACUGUGCUUGCCGUCUGCAGAGGGACAGGCGGGCCCUCCCUGCUCGGCUCGUGGACUGUUCCUCCUGCCCAAGACCCCUUCUGAACCCUUGGGCCCGGCUGCUCCCCAACCCCUCCUCCUCCCUGCCCUCCUCUGGGUCCGUGACAUCUUUUUUCUUACAUUAAGGAUGAACAGGCAGCACUUUCCAGUUUCUUCCCUCUUGCUUUGCAUCGGCAGCCGUGUGGGAAAAGGGCCAUCUGUCUUUGCUAGCAGCUUAGCUGAGGUCAAGGUAGCCACUUUCUGGUGGAUGGUGGUAGGAGGGUGUUGAACGUUGUCCCCGAGUCCCUCCCAUGCUGCUUCCGGCCUUCCCGAUGCCUUUUGCUGUAGACCACAUGGCGUCCUGCCUGGUCUCGCUCUGCAUGGGCGCUGGAGGAAAGGAGGGGAGAGAAGGUGCCAGCUCCUCACGGCAGACUUCUAGCUCCACCUGCGCCUGAGUCAGGGGUGGCCCCAGAGGUGUCGCCAGGAGCGUCAGAUGACCCUGGGCCAGAGGUCAGGAGCUGAGCCUGCCCCUUGCUCUGUGGCUCCAGGCAACCCCAUGCCCUCGUGGGCCCCGGCUGACCCCUUAGCAGCGCUGGGAAGGAGGCCGGGGAUGACUGAGUGUGGAGCCCUUUUCUGGGUGGAUAUAGAAUUGGGAGCCCGGAUGCAUUUGCCUGUGUUUGUGGCUCUGUGGCCCAUGGCUGGGUCGCCAGGCCCCUGCAGAUGUGGGGAUGGUCUCACCGCAGCUUGGCCUCUCUGCCUCUUGCUCAAGCCUUCAGAGACGUCACAGCUGUGGGGUGCUGGUGUGUGGGUCUGGCCUGGGGCCGAGUGUGUCUGACACCUGCGCCUCCCCGCAGUGCUUCCUGGACCCCAGAUUCUUGAGCCCCUUCUUGGGCCCAGAGCUCAUCUGUAUGCGGGAACCCCAGGCUGAAGUGGCCUCGCUGCUGGGGCGUUCAGGCUGGGGUGGGUUCUUGCUUCCACUUGGUAAAGAGGACCGCCUCCUAUGCUGCCCCCAGGAGGGGCAGAGCUGGCUUACUCCUGCUCUGAGAGCUUCUCGGUCCUCUCCUCUGUCCCAGGAGGUGGGAGCCACUCUGCCAAUGACCCCUCCGCCCUGCUGCCAACCAGAGGAUGGCAUUUCCUGCCAUGGGCAGCAUGGCAGAGCCUUCAGCUGCUUUGUCUCCAUCAUCAGCCCAGAUCCCGAAGGGAUGGGGAGCAAGGAGGCCACCCUCAGAGGUGACUUUGCAGGGUGGGGCCUCCUGCGGCCCUGCAGGGUGGCUUCUGCUCAGCCAGCAGCCGGGGGUCUGAGCCUCACCACCAAGCACUGCUGCGCCUCUGCCCGCUCCCGAAGGGACCCCAGGGCAGGGGCGGCUGGGUGGCCUGGGGCUGACAGGGUGACCCUGGACCCCUUUCCAGGCCCUCUUCUGCCCUACGGAAGCCUCGCUGGCCUCCCUGGUCCAGUGGGAAGGAUGAGGCUGCUGUCCAGCCUGUCCUGGAGGCAUCGAGGGCCAGGGAUGCAUAGCUCAGGACUGUCCAGGGCUGGCAUGUGGCCCCUCCCACUGGCCGCCUCAUCCCUGGGGCCUUCCCCAGCACCCUGGCCCAUCAGUUGGAGCCACACGUGUGGCUUUGGUCUUGGCAGGUGCUGUACUUGAGGACGGUGGCCCUGUGUGCCCAUGCCCUGAGCCCAGAGCUGCCCGCAGGGAAACCUUGUUCCUUGCAGGGUGCUGGACACUGGCCAUUUCCACUCCAGGCCAAUUUCUGUCCGUUCCUGUCACCAGGCCUGUAAAUGUGGCGGUGCCCUCAGAGUCCCAGGCCAGCCACCCCGAACAGCCCAAGGGCCUGACUCCAACCUGCUUUACACUUGUGGCCCCAUCCUGGGUGAUGACCCUGUUAGGGCCCAGGCCCUCUGUCCCCCCGCCGAGCUGUGAGCCCUGGGGACCAGGGGACAGGGACCAGCCUCUUCUCCAGCAUCUGCUUCCAACUUUGUGUUGAUGGUGACUUCUGAAAUGUCACAAUUUUCCAAUAUUUAACCAGGCAACGUUUAAAAUAACAUCCAGGUGAAUGUAUGUCAUCUCUGUAUUGACGUCUCUUCUCCUGAAACGCUUUGUGGUUUGACAGCUGCUGUCCCAGACAGGAGUCCCUGGGCUCUUGGGGACAUUGUCUUUUCUUGGGGGAGGGGGAAGGGCGCUUGGGGACCUCGGGAGUCUCUCCAGAUGUCCCGCUAAGGGAAAAGAAAGCUGUCACACCUUCGCAGGGCUGGGUGCCCCUCGACAGGCUCCAAGGAUGUGCGGGGGUGCCCCCUGGUGGCGACGAGCGGUGACGGCAUCUGGGGGCUCCAACCUCGCACGGCAGGGUUGGAGGUCUGCGACCAGGCUCCCUGGGCCGCUUGAUUGGCAGGAGGUCGCCCCGGUGCCCACCUCUGAGGUCAUCCCAGGGGCUAGCAAGGCAGCCUAAGGGCAGGGAUGGGAAAUCUUGCCCUUCCUCCUUCCUUUCUUAUUUUUUAAAAAUAUCUGCAGGAUAAACCCAAUGGUUACUUUUUGGAUGAAUAAAAGGCUUUUGUUGAAUAAA
This is a messenger RNA of Heterocephalus glaber (naked mole-rat), 3936 nucleotides long. RefSeq names its product neuronal calcium sensor 1 (gene Ncs1). The record is from RefSeq and is a predicted model, not a curated record. Gene Ontology annotation, molecular function: calcium sensitive guanylate cyclase activator activity; calcium ion binding. NCBI's taxonomy places the organism in Eukaryota, Metazoa, Chordata, Mammalia, Rodentia, Bathyergidae.